AUGCUGGCCAUGCUUGGCUUCAAUGACAUGGGCUGGUUCUACAGCGACGCAGAGGGCACCAUCGACAGCAUGGACACCCUGAUUUCAAACGCCAGAGCGGUAAAUCCAGAACUCCAAUUUGCAGUUGCAAACGUGCCACAGCGCAGCUUCAUUGGCGGUCGAGAAGACCUGGUGAAGAACACUAACAUCUACAAUAACCUGCUCCCAAAUGCAAUAUCGAAGUGGUCGACUCAUCAGUCUCCGAUCCACUUGGUUGAUCUUGAGCAAAAUUAUAAUUGCCAACCAGGGGGUUGUCCCGCAGGCUAUGACGGCCUCCAUCCGAAUGCCUGGGGCGAGUUCCUGAUCGCGAAUGCCUUUUCUCAAACACCAGUCAACGAGUUCAAAUUGGGUUCCAAGCCGCUGGCAAUUCCUCCUCAAAAAGACCCGAGCCUUACGAGAGACCUCCCAGUGCCUUCGAACUUCAACGUCUUCUUUAGAACUCUAGACCUAGACUUACGCCCCUCUAGCCUAUAG
Molecule: messenger RNA, 513 nt
Organism: Purpureocillium takamizusanense
Lineage: Eukaryota; Fungi; Ascomycota; Sordariomycetes; Hypocreales; Ophiocordycipitaceae
Exons: 2
Coding region: 1-513 (170 amino acids)
Source: RefSeq, a predicted model, not a curated record